Auanema sp. JU1783 is the source of this 711-nucleotide messenger RNA. NCBI's taxonomy places the organism in Eukaryota, Metazoa, Nematoda, Chromadorea, Rhabditida, Rhabditidae. The record is from the annotation of a GenBank genome assembly.
AUGGCUGUGGGAAUGGAUGAUAGGUCAAAAUCAGUGGAUGCGGUUAUAAACAUUUUAGAAAGGUGUCGUCAAAUGGCGAAACCAGGGCCAAGCUGCGUCCAGAAACAGACUAACUCUCCCGCUGAAAAUGAUUGUAAUACUAUGCCUGAUGGAUCACAAUGGCCUCACUGUCAACAUUAUUUAAGUGAAGAUGAACCCGUAGACCCCUUAGGACAAUCCAUUGAACUGAUUCAGUAUAAGGAUGAAACAAACUUAGCAGAUAUUAUGAGACUUAUGACAAAAGAUUUGAGCGAACCAUAUUCUAUUUACACAUACAGAUUUUUUGUUCAUUCAUGGCCUGAAUUAUGUAUCCUCGCUUACGAUAAAACACGAGAUGCUAUUGUGGGAGCUGUUGUUGGAAAAGUUGAAACUCAAACUGAUAACCGAAAACGUGGAUACAUUGCUAUGUUAGCCAUUGACGCUUCUCUUCGUCGACAAGGAUUAGGAACGAAGUUAGUAUCACGCGCGAUUCGAAACAUGCAACAUCAAGGCUGCGAUGAAGUUUAUUUGGAAACAGAGGUUGAUAACCUGACUGCUCAAGGUUUAUACUCAAAGCUGGGCUUCAUAAGAGAUAAGAGAUUAAUCAGAUACUAUUUGAAUGGAAAAGACGCGUUCAGACUCAAACUCUUCUUCACAUUGCCAUCACCUAUGCCUCCUCCAGAAUACUGUUAG